Molecule: messenger RNA, 5985 nt
Organism: Pelmatolapia mariae (spotted tilapia)
Lineage: Eukaryota; Metazoa; Chordata; Actinopteri; Cichliformes; Cichlidae
Product: glucocorticoid receptor-like
Exons: 10
Coding region: 502-2925 (807 amino acids)
Biological process (GO): regulation of transcription by RNA polymerase II; nuclear receptor-mediated glucocorticoid signaling pathway
Cellular component (GO): nucleus; chromatin
Molecular function (GO): nuclear glucocorticoid receptor activity; zinc ion binding; steroid binding
Source: RefSeq, a predicted model, not a curated record
UGUGCCUGAGUUUGCAGUUGAGUGCGCCAGUGAUCGCAGCUCUAUUAUAUAACUUUAGAAUACUGGCGCUUUUAAUGGCGCAUAAGCAGAACAUUGCGCCACAGAUAUGUCGAUUUCCUGAGGAUUUAUCCCGAGUUCUGUGAGCGAUCGAUCACUUUUUUUCGCCCCCUCCUGCCGGUGGUGAGCAUUAAAAAGUUAUCGAGUGAUCCGUGAAACGGCGCACACGGCGGAUCUCGCCAGCUCGAGCUGGGUCAGCGUCGGGCUGUUGAUUUUACAGUUAGAUAUAUUGCGGAGAAUGUAUUCUUGCCAUACGGACACGGGAGGCAGCAACAAAUACAGCUGAUACUUCACCACACAACAAAACUGCAACGAAGGGGUUUUAUUCAAGCGCUUCACCUUGUGGACGUUGCGGCAUUUCUUACAUUUUUUCCAAGUUGGACUACUAAAAGAUGACCUAACCGGUGGAGUACAGGUCAGGUACUCAUACUACAGGACAAAGAAAUGGAUCAGGGUGGACUGAAGCGCAAUGGUAAUCGAGACGACGGCCUGACAUUUGCGGAGAUAGGAGGUACUGGUGACACACCUGGUUCACUGUUCCAGACUGCAAUGCAUCUGCCUGGGUCUCUGCCCCCUGCCACAGUGGCCCCCAAUAGACAGGGUGGAACCAAUGGCCAGGGGGAGCUUGGAGGCUUGUUUGAGUCUCAUCAGCAUCAUGUUCUGGGUGAGGGGACAGACAUGAAGGAGGGUAAAAUGAUUCGAAUGCAGAAACAACAACAGCAGCAGCAACAGGAUAUUGGUAUAUUCGGCAUGGGGGACAGCUUGCCAUUGUUUAACCAGUGUAUUUCCGAUACACCCACAUCUGUCAUCAACACCUCAGACACUUCCGUCCUAGGCAACCUUCCUCUGCCUGACCUUUUUUCCCACCCCAUAAAGACGGAAAGCAUUCUUUCUCUGGACAAAGACUUGGGAACUUAUAGUGGGCACACAGGCACUGGUCCAUGCGAUUUGGAUGGCAACAGUGGCCGCCUGAUUGAGGAUACAGAGAUUUGGCAAGAUCUGGACCUUCCCAGCUCACUGCCGGAAAUCAGUGCUUUUGAGUUGGAUUCAGAAGUGGCACACUUGGAUAACAUUCUACAAGAGAGCACCGGUGGUGGCUGUCCUGUCAGUGGCUUGCCAAAGGAAAUAAAGCCUCUCAUGGGUAACAGAGAAAAUUGUACCAGUGUUAAUGGCACAGAGCAGCAACACCAUGCCCUACACCCCCAUCAACAACAGCAGCAGCAGCAGCAGCAGCACCACCAACUAAUACAUCACCAGCAACAUCAGCCCCAGCAUCACCAGCCUCAGGCCCUUCUGUCCACUGUCAUCAUCAAGGAAGAGAAGGAUCCUGACGAGUCUUUCAUCCAAAUCUGUACCCCUGGUGUGAUAAAACAGGAGAAGCAGGAUAGUGGUUUCUGCCAGCCUCAGUGUCUCCAGAGCAGCAUCAGCUCUCUCCAUGGAGGAGGAGGAGGACCAGGCCCCAUGUCCUCCCCUGUGGGUGUCGGCGCACUGCCCGGCUACCACUACAGAGCCAACCCGAGCUCAACAAUGGGCAUACAAGACCAGAAGCCUUUUGACAUGUACUCAAACAUGCCUCUGAUGGGGGAUGGCUGGGCCCGGGGGAAAAGGUAUGGAGAGACAUCUGGGAUUCAGAGCAGCGAUGAUGGGCUCACUCCUGCCGCGUCCUUGGCACCUUUUUCUGUUGGCUUCUCCGGUUCAUCACCCAGAGAAGGAGAGAUCAGCAGCUCUGUGGUACCUGCCCAAUCCAAGACCAGCGGGCAGACUCAUAAGAUCUGUUUGGUGUGCUCAGAUGAGGCCUCUGGAUGCCAUUACGGGGUUGUAACAUGUGGCAGCUGCAAGGUUUUCUUCAAGAGAGCCGUUGAAGGAUGGAGAGCACGACAAAACACAGAUGGCCAGCACAACUACCUGUGUGCAGGGAGAAAUGACUGCAUCAUUGAUAAGAUCCGCAGGAAGAACUGUCCAGCCUGCCGCUUCAGAAAAUGUCUUCAAGCUGGAAUGAACUUGGAAGCAAGGAAAAACAAAAAGCUGAUCAAGAUGAAAGUGCACCGGGCUGGGGCAUCAGAGCCCACCAUUAGCAACAUGCCUGUUCCAGUCGUACCCAGGAGCAUGCCCCAACUCGUGCCGACCAUGCUGUCCAUACUGAAGGCCAUAGAACCAGAGAUCAUCUACUCGGGCUAUGACAGCACACUGCCAGAUACUUCAUCACGGCUCAUGUCUACUCUCAACAGGCUAGGGGGACAGCAGGUUGUCUCUGCAGUCAAGUGGGCCAAGUCACUACCAGGCUUCCGCAAUCUGCACCUUGAUGACCAGAUGACUCUGCUGCAGUGCUCCUGGCUCUUUCUCAUGUCUUUCAGUCUUGGCUGGAGGUCGUACGAGCAGUGUAAUGGCAGCAUGCUUUGUUUCGCCCCUGAUCUUGUCAUCAACAAAGAUCGCAUGAAGCUGCCCUUCAUGACUGACCAGUGCGAGCAGAUGCUGAAGAUCUGUAAUGAGUUUGUCAGACUGCAGGUGUCCUAUGAAGAGUACCUGUGCAUGAAGGUGCUGUUACUGCUCAGUACAGUACCAAAAGAUGGCCUGAAGAGUCAAGCAGUUUUUGAUGAGAUCAGGAUGACCUAUAUCAAGGAGCUGGGAAAAGCCAUCGUCAAGAGAGAGGAGAACCCUAGUCAGAACUGGCAACGCUUCUACCAGUUAACUAAGCUACUCGACUCCAUGCAGGAGAUGGUCGAGGGUCUUCUCCAGAUCUGUUUCUACACCUUUGUGAAUAAAACCCUCAGUGUGGAAUUCCCGGAGAUGCUGGCAGAGAUCAUUUCCAACCAGAUACCAAAAUUCAAAGAUGGAAGCGUCAAAGCUCUGCUGUUUCAUCAGAAAUGACAGCCUUAAAUUGUGAAUCAAUGCCUUAAAUCCUGCCCUGCACAUAUACCUCUCCAGGGGCCCCUAGCUUGCAUAUCCUGCCUCCCUCAUCGCUCUGAUUCAGUUUCUCAGUUUUUCCUGGGCCUCCUCUAGAAAUUCUGCCACGGCCCUUCAGGGCUUAGCCAUUCAGCCUAAUCUUGGAGCACAAUACCUGUGGCCUCAAGCCCCCUAUCCCAGUCCUAGCUCCUAGUCCCGCCAUGGUAUCCUUCACCGACCUGUAGCCCUUCCUCUUAGUUGGACAAGAAGAAAUUGGACUCUGAAUGUCUCUUGGGGUGGAUGCAUUUUGGGUAAUUUUUUUUUUCAGUCCUCCCUCACCUACUCUACACCCAUAACCCUGUGCUUGUAUUUUUAAUGCUUUCUUACAAUGGCUAUGUGCCUCCUAUUCUUUCAAGGCUCUAGUAUUUUUCUGCAGUUUUCACAGAGAAGCUAAGAUAUACAGUACAAACACCUUUCCUCCAAGAACAUUACACCUGGUAUACUUUCCAACUUGAAAAGAUUAGCAGUUCAAGCCUAGUGUUCCUCUGCUCACAUACCCAGCUUGUAUCUAUCGGUCCUUCCCAGCUUCACUGUGCAGAGAAUGUAGUGAAUGUCCACUUUUCUGGGUGGUUUUUGGAAGACCAUUCACGAUGAAGGGGACAAAAAAAACUCAGAACAGUUGGAAACGCUGUCACAUGAAAGAAAUUUAUUAUUCUUCACGACAAAUGGACAGUGCAAACUUUCCCGUUGUGAAUCACUUAUCGCUUCUGAAAUUAUUCAAAUCACAAUUCUACACAAGACCAUUGAGAAAAGAAAUCAGCUAGAGACAUAUUCUCUAUUUAUUUUAUGCAGGCACACAAUUCAAGUCACAUGCAGAAGCAAGACACAUACAUUCAUUCAGCCAAAUGUUUACACAGGAUGUAUCUGAGGGAAAACCCAGUGCCUUUUAGUUUUUACACUCUUCAUAGCCAUCCACUAUAAGCUGUAGGUUUUUUUGCAUUAGAAGUUGAUCUUGACAUCUUUCCACAUGAUUUGUCUGUUUCUCUAUUUCCGCGUUGUAAUUUCUGUUUUCUUUUUCCGAGCUGCCAUUUCGGUGUUCUUAAUGUGGAAAACUCUCCCUUUUGUUCUUAUCUCCUGUUCUGCAUGUAGGAACACAGCCUAUGGUACAGAUAAGUAAUGUUAAAAUGUUCAGUUUUAUCACAUUGGAAAAAAGAUUAACAAAAUAAGUCCCAAAACAAUUUUUUAUUAUCUAUCUAAAGUAUAUUAGAUAAAUUUGCUGCCUUUCCCAGUCAGUAUUAAAUUGUGUUAAAAGUUCUAUUACCCUGAUUACCCAGCAUAUAUAAUGAAUGCACCUUUUUCUUGCUUAAGCUUUAGCCAGCUUUGAUCUAAAUGGGUACUGCUAACAUUCAAAUUUCACAUUUAAUGUUUUGUACUACUUGGGAGCAGACUGACUUAAAUUUUAGGAUUUACAUCUUUAAAAAGGUUUUUUUUAUGUUUUAAUUGGAUUUUUUUUAAGCGUUUUAUAACCAAAAUGCAUUUGAAAAAGCCAUCCGAAGUAUCAAAGGGCCUGCUGUCUGUUUGAAAAGCGACAUAAUGAGUCAGUUAAAUCUGGCUUGAAGUUAAACCGUCCUUUCAUUUCCAGCUGCAUUCAUACUGAGGUUGGUAGUUUAGUAAAUGCACUAUAUGGACAAAAGUACUGGGCCACACACACAUUACGCCUACUGUACAGGAGCUUCUCAGCCAUUGAAACCCAUGCCAUGAAGCUCCUGGUCCACAGUUUUUGUGCUGAUGUUAAUACCAGAGGUGGGUUGGGACCUCUGCAGUUACUGAGUCAGCAGAGCGACUUUUACAUGCUACAGUGUUCGGUGACCCUGCUCUGUAACUUAACGUGGUAUGUCACUUAAUGGUUGAGUUAUCUUGGUUCUUAAACACAUCCACUCUGCAAUAAAGCCACUUACGGUUGAUGAUGGAAUAUCUAGGAGGGAAGAAAUUUCACAAACUGAUAUGCUGCAACAGUCACUUGCAGCUAUUAUAACACCACCCUCAUUCCUUUCACAAAUGUUUGUAAAACCAUUCUGCGUGGCUAGGUGCUUGAUUUUGUGUGCCUAAGGCAAUGGGACUGAAAAUACCAUUUGUCCAUAUAAUGCAGCUUUAACCAAAUAUAAUUGAGGUAGGAGUGACUUGCUAGUUCGUAUUCCUUGUCUGCUCUUCAAAAAUUUGUGAGGUCAUAAAACAAUAGAAAAAACUUCAAUAUUUCAGACCCCCAAAAGUACUAGCAUUAGGAUUUUUGUUGUUUUCAUUUUUAAAAGUAAAAGGUUUAACUGACUCAAAAAUGGUAGCAACAUAGCACUCGUGAUAGGAAAUUAAGGCAUAACAUUAAUGGAAAAAGUAUUGUUUCCCUCAAGAUACCAUUUUGAUUUAAUAUUUCCCUUUAAUUACCAUUAUCUGAAUGUACUUGCAAAAUCAGGACUUAUUAUAUGGAGCUGCUGUGCCAACAUUGUGAAAAAACACAAAUAUAUUUGUUUAAAAUAAAAUAUUUAUUUUGUAUACUGGAUGUGAAAAUGGAUACCUAUAAUUGAUGCAACCUAUGUUUUAAAACCAUUUCCCCUCUAAAGCUCAAAACGUUGGUCUAUUGAUCUGUGAAUCCAGCCUCAGGAAGUGAGUGAUUACUUCACAUGGAUGUGCUCUACGUGUUCCAAAUGUAAUGGAAAUACUGGUUUUGUUUUGGUUUGGGUUUUUUUUUUUCUGGAGAUGUGAAAGAGUACUUCUGAUCUGACAUUAAGUGGUUGUUGUAACAUUGGUUCAGGGUGCUCAUUUAUUUACAAAAAAAUUACCAAAAAAAAGGAUUGUUCAGUGUCACACCUACACCAGCUUAAAGUACUGAUUGUUAUCAUUUAGCCCAUUGUAUGAUAAACCUUUUUGUGAUCAACAAAAAAAAUUGUAUUUUUGAAUUUUCAAAAUACAUUUGUAAUGUGAAAAUCCAUACCAGCUUGUGUAAUGGCCAAAGCAAAGUGCAGUGCAGUUGUAUGCUGGCUUCUGCUGGAA